AUGUCUUUCUCCGGCCGACUACCACCGCGAGCAAAUCACCCGCCAAGACCGCCUUCGGCCUGCCCAUUCCAAUCAACCACCCUCCACUGUCCAGUCAUCAAGAUCACCUUCAACCGACCGUUCACAUCCAACGAACAACAAAUCAUGGGGAAGAAAAAACAGCAUGUUUCAUCAGGCCCUCCUUCUCAGCUUGGACGAUGCGCUAUGUACGAUCGUUGCGGAAAGAAAGGCAUAUUCGGUCAAGAGUUACCAUGUCCGGAUGAUCAACCUGCUCGGAAGACUACUCCCGAUCUUCAGUCAGCACUCGGUCGGAUUUGUGGUAGUCAAUUCACAAACUUGGAGACGGCUUGCUGUACGAAAGAUCAACUCGAAGACCUCUCGCAAUCGAUCUCACAAGCAGAACCUCUAAUCUCAUCUUGUCCGGCCUGUCGUAACAACUUUCGAGAGUUCUAUUGUCACUUUACCUGUUCACCCGACCAAGCAACUUUCCUUAACAUCACAUCAACUCAACCAGUCAAAAAUUCCAAGACUGGGAAAAUUAAUCCGGCCGUCAAAGCCGUAGAUUUUUGGGUAGACCCACGUUUCGGAAAUGCAUUCUUUGAUAGCUGCAAGGAAGUCAAGUUUGGGGCGACCAAUGGAUACGUCAUGGAUUUGAUCGGCGGUGGAGCUAAGACUUGGAAUAAGUUCUUGCAAUAUAUGGGCGAUGAAAAACCAGGACUAGGUAGCCCGUUUCAAAUCAACUUUCCAACCCACUCGGUAUCCAGCGACCCGCGAGACGAUUCUCUUCAGUUGCUCUUGAAACUAGAUUCAAGCUCAAAAACCUCUGCAGUCCCCACCAAUUCAACCCUCACCCCUCUCAACCCUGAGCCUUAUAGAUGUGACUCGACGGCCCUAGACGCUCGUUGCGCUUGUUCGGAUUGUCCUGCGGUAUGCGCCUCACUUCCACCUGCGCCGCCCUUGUUCAUUCCAACCACCCCUUCGAAUAACUGUCACAUCGGGCAGUUGAAGUGCGGAGACUUCUUUUGGAUCUUCCUGUAUUCGCUGGCUCUAUCGGGUGCUCUAAUUUAUAUCACAUGGAAAGAAGUCAUGAGGCGUCGGAAGAUUCACUUGGCUACCAGUCGGAAUGGCGAGAACUAUAGUGGGUAUGAGACACCCAGUGGAUACGAACGUGUUAGCAUGCAUGACCCUCUAGCUCCCAGUGGCUCCGAAUUAUCUGAUUCACCCGAAAGAGAACACGAAAACCCAGAUCAUCCUGGUCAAACGAUAAACCCACUGAUCGGGGCUUCCUCGAUGGCAGACGCAGAGGGGCCUGUGGCUUCCCGGUCGGUUACAUCACUAUCACCCACCAGCCAUUCAUUCUUUGCCCAUCAUCGACUCACCCGAGGCUCGUCGUUAAUGACUGACGCGGACAUACGACUUCUUGGCAUUCAACAUCAACCUCGAUCAUACCCCUUAAACGUCUUUCUCAGUCGGGUCUUUUAUCAUAUCGGAUACGCCUGCUCUUCGAAACCUUAUCUGACGAUCACCAUAGCCUUCCUCCUUUGUGGGUUCUUGAAUCUGGGAUGGUCCAAGUUCGAAGUUGAAAAGGAUCCCGUUAAACUCUGGGCUGCUUCAGGAAGUAAAAGUGCUGCUGAUAAAGUCGAUUUCGAAAGCCGAUUUGGCCCGUUUUACCGCACCGAGCAGAUCUUCCUUUCUGCCGCUCAACCUGAUCAACCCGUGCUAAACUACGAACGACUAAAAUGGAUAGCCGCUUUAGAAGAAGGCGUUCGGAAUCUUCAAUCUAAUUCAGGUCUCAGUUUGGCUUCGGUCUGUUUGGCACCUACCGCAACAUCUCAACCUCCCAAAUCAUCCUCCGAUUGUGUCGUAGAGUCAAUCAUGGGAUACUUUGGCAACUCACUCAAGGGAAUCAAUGAUCAUAACUGGUCUGACAGGUUGAAUGAGUGUGCGAGUGCUCCGGCUAGUUGUUUACCUCCCUUCGGCUCACCGCUCAAUCCCAAGAUGGUUCUUGGUGGUCUCAGAGCCUCCAAUGAUACGACCUCCGCCGAAGUGGAAGCGAGUGAAGCCAAGGCCGCCAUCAUCACGUAUGUGGUGAAUAACCACUUGGAAUCUGACGAGCUGGAACAAGUUAAGGAAUGGGAAACAACAUUGAAAGGCUUCUUGGAACAAAUUACCGCCGGAAAGUCCCAGCAAAUCAAAGAUCCUCAAAGCUUAGGAAUGAAUAUGGCUUGGUCAACAGAAAUUUCCCUUGAGGGCGAAAUCAAUAAGUCUACCAAUACCGAUUUCCCAAUCGUGGUCCUAAGCUACCUCGCCAUGUUCCUUUAUGUAGCCAUCAAUCUUGGUGGCAGUGGUAUCGUCAUUCUAUCAGCAAUCUUCCGUGGAAUCAUGACGCUGGCGAAAGUACUGAUACGUCAAGUGUACCGACUUCCAGGAAAUGACCCCAACUCGGUGUUUCCGACAGCUCAUACGCGAUCUACCUCGCUCACACGACAAUUGCUAGUCGAGUCGAAAUUCAGCCUUGCUCUUUGGAGUAUAUUGAUUGUUCUCUUGUCGGUUUCGACGUCUGUUGGAUUAUUCUCCCUCCUUGGCAUCAAAAUCACUUUGAUCAUUGCCGAAGUAAUCCCCUUUCUUGUACUAGCCAUUGGGGUCGACAACGUCUUCAUUUUGGCCAAUGAGGUUUCCCGACAAAACUCCAAGGCUUACGCCUCCCUUGCUCGUGGGGGCCUUGGCUUCAAUGGGAUGGAGGGCCUUUUGGUCAAUGAAGACGAAGAUGAUGUGGAUGGCUUACCGUCAGUCGAGAUUCGUAUCGCGCGGGCAACCAGUCGGAUGGGGCCAUCCGUCCUACUCAGUGCAUCAUGUGAGGCCCUGGCCUUUGCUCUCGGGGCGAUCGUUGGAAUGCCGGCCGUCCGAAACUUUGCAAUCUACGCAGCCGGUGCUGUGAUCAUUAAUACCCUUCUCCAAAUGACGGUCUUUGUUAGCGCAAUGGCCAUUGACCUGCACAGGAUGGAGCUUAACAAAAUGGACUGCCUUCCGUGUAUCCAUGUAGCGACUUCGACUUCUCUUUCCGAUCUGGCGACCGCAUCUGGAGAAGGGGACUUGGCUCGCUUCUUCCGCACAAUAUACAUGCCAUUUUUGAUGAAAAGAAAAAUAAAGAUUCUGGUGCUCAGUGUAUUUUCGGGCAUAUUUGUCUUCUCAGCUCUUUGUUCCAAAAGAAUAGAACUUGGCCUAGACCAACGAUUGGCAUUGCCCCGGGAUUCACAUUUGGUGGAUUACUUCAACGCUCUAGAUGAAUUCUUUGAGAUUGGUCCCCCGGUUUACUUUGUAGCUCAAGAUGUCGACCCAAGAACGCGAGAUGGUCAGCAAACCCUCUGUGGCCGUUUCUCUACUUGCCAAGCCCUAUCACUGGCCAACGUCCUGGAAGCAGAGCGGAAGCGACCGGAAUCGUCUUUCAUAGCUCAGCCGUCGGCGGUUUGGAUUGACGACUUCCUUCACUGGCUUAAUCCAACCCUAGAAUCUUGUUGCAGAGUGAGGAAGACAAAUCCAGAAGUAUUCUGUACCGACAGAGAUCGAGACAGAGAUUGUCAGCCAUGUUUCCAAGGUAAACAACCACCUUGGAAUAUCACCAUGACCGGCUUGCCUGAGGGACACAAUUUUAUGAAAUAUCUUCAACACUGGUUGGACUCCCCUACGACUGAUGCGUGUCCGUUGGGAGGCAAGGCCUCAUAUUACAAUGCCAUCGACCUUUCAAAGGGCAAUGAUAGUGUCCAGGCUUCUCACUUUCGUACAUACCAUACUCCCUUGAAACAACAGUCAGACUACAUCAACGCCAUGACUUCCGCCAUCAGGAUCUCAGAAGACUUAUCCAAACGAACCGGAGGGAAGGUUUAUCCAUACUCGAUCUUUUAUGUAUUUUUUGAACAAUACGCCCGGAUCUUGACGACCUCUAAGGAAGUCAUCUUACUUGCCCUGUCGGCCGUCUUCAUAGUUUCUAGCAUCCUCUUGGGAUCCUGGCAAACGGGAGGGAUCAUGUGCAUCAACGUCUUCAUGAUCAUUGCAAACAUGAUCGGAGGGAUGGCCGUAUGGAAAGUCGACUUGAAUGCAAUCAGCUUAGUCAACUUGGUCAUUGGUGUCGGGAUCGGUGUGGAAUUCUGUUCGCAUAUCGUUAGAGCUUUCACUGGUGCUAACGGUGGUGGAUUGCCCAAAAGACACCACCUUGCUCAAAGGGAUAGGGACGAAAGGAUCACGAUUGCUAUGAGCGAAGUCGGGUCAUCUGUCUUUGCUGGCAUUUUUUCAACUAAAAUAAUUGGGAUUGCUGUUUUGGGUUUGACAAAGUCUAAAUUAUUAGAGACAUAUUUCUUCAAGAUGUGGCUGAUACUCAUAAUUUCAGGGGGAUUACAUGGAUUAAUACUUCUACCAGUAAUGUUGUCUUACUUUGGAGAUCAAGGAUUUGAAUUAGAUGAUGAUCAAGACCUAGGUAAUUUAGUUCAGGCCCGGUAUGAGGUCGAACAGCAACAACGAAACAACUUCUUGAAUGAUGAUGAUGAUGAUAAUUAAUAUUGUCUCAAUCAACUCAUGUUGCCCUACCCUUCACCAAAAAUUAAAUCAAUAACAAAUAACAAAUAAACAUAAACACAAACAUAACAAGAAAUAAUAAUUUUGAAUCAUUUUCAUUUCUGUUGUAAAAGUCUUGAUUGUAUGGCAUUGAUUUUUCUUUGAUUUGCAUUUCUACCAUUGUAUAACAUAUAAUGAUAUGCCUCACCUUGUAUGG
This is a messenger RNA of Puccinia graminis f. sp. tritici CRL 75-36-700-3, 4765 nucleotides long. RefSeq lists its product as uncharacterized. The coding region runs from base 1 to 4551 and encodes 1516 amino acids. Gene Ontology annotation, cellular component: membrane. The record is from RefSeq and is a predicted model, not a curated record. NCBI's taxonomy places the organism in Eukaryota, Fungi, Basidiomycota, Pucciniomycetes, Pucciniales, Pucciniaceae. The transcript has 7 exons.